Phytophthora nicotianae INRA-310 is the source of this 132-nucleotide messenger RNA. RefSeq lists its product as hypothetical. Bases 1 to 132 code for a protein of 43 amino acids. The transcript is spliced from 2 exons. NCBI's taxonomy places the organism in Eukaryota, Oomycota, Peronosporomycetes, Peronosporales, Peronosporaceae. The record is from RefSeq and is a predicted model, not a curated record.
AUGGGAAUGUCACGAAUCUACGUGAUGGAGAUUACUACGGAAGUGACAAUUGUAGCGCCCAACAACUUGUUCAUGAGUGCCGAAGUUCGUCCUGGAUCGUGGUUCGACCGCAAGUGCUGGCAGUACAACUAA